UUGGGGGAUAUGGAGAGCUUACAUAGUUUCACUGUUCAACAUUUCUUUUGCCAUUUCUUAAAGCUUUCUAAUGGCCAUGAAAAGAUUCAAAGAUCCUUGGAGACCUGUUUUUAAAAGAUAGUUUGUUAUAAAACUUACGGUCACAACUACAAUUAUAUCACGUGCAGUUGGCCUCAUGCUUCCCACUCCACCUUGAGCUCUCUGACUACAUGUGGAAAUACCUUCAUGGAAUUUUGAAACGCAUUACUUGCGUAGUUCUUUGGGGCGGCCUCACAGCUAGAGGGGUUAUGAAACAUAACUGCUCACUUCCCAUUACUUAGUUCUUUACCAUGUUGAGCACAAGAUGUGUGCGUGUCUGCUGUCUAAAUACAGAAUGCGUAUAGAUUUUACCGACAAAUCACCAAUGCAAAUGUUUCCUCGAGAAGCAGGAAUUACACUGAGCAGAAGAGUAGAAGGGGCUGCUGGGUAUCAUUUAAAAGGAAUCCUUUAUGGGGUGUGGCAGCAGUACCUAUCCAAAGGUCACUUGUUCAAAAAUCAGCACAGUUACACUGGUUGAUCAGAAUGUAUCUGAAGAGGCUCAGGGAAUAAAUGGGAAGACACCAGCGAAACGCUCAGCUGCAAGUCCAAAGCCACAAGUGCCUCCAAAGCCAUUAUAUCUGCAGAAUUCACCUUCGCCCAAUAUACACCAAACCCCCAGGCAUAAAGCUUUACCUAGUGCAAAACCAAGGAUGGAGGAAGUUAAACCUGCCUCUGCUUCUUGUGUCUCAAAAGAAAAACCCAGUAAGGUAUCAGAUCUCAUCAGCCGCUUUGAAGGAGGCAGCACAUUAUCAAAUUACAGUGAUUUGAAAAAAGAUUCUGCUGUGAACCUAAAUGCUCCUCGAAUCCCAGGACAACAUGGAUUGACACCCAUACUGCCACGCAAACUCCUGUCCCAACACCCACCACAGAAGCAAGGAAAUGAUACAGACCAGACUCAGGGUGAACAGAUUUGUGUGGCUAAUGGCAUAAUGGCAGCACAAAACCAGAUGACAUGUGAAGAGGACAAAGCAGUCUCUCUUGGCCCACAUGCUCCUUUGCAAACUACCAACUCCUCACUUGAUACACACUUAGUGAACGGAGAAAGAGAUGAAACUACCAUGGAUUCUGUGUCUCCCACGAGCAAUGACUGUGAUGGAAGUGCUUCUGACAGUCGAUGCGGUUCUCCAAGUACAGACUCAGUGCUGCCCCUAAAAGAAGGAGGAGAAGAAACAGAAGACAAAAUACAAGAGAGGGAAAGUGGAGAAAGUCCUGUGGAACUGGAUGAGCUGCCCCAGCACCAGGAGACAAAGGAGACUAAUGAACAAAAACUUUACAAAAUAGCCAAUGAACUUUUGCUUACAGAAAGAGCUUAUGUCAACCGACUUGACCUCUUAGAUCAGGUGUUUUAUUGCAAAUUAUUGGAAGAAGCAAACCGAGGCUCAUUUCCCGCAGAGAUGGUGAAUAAAAUCUUUUCUAACAUUUCAUCAAUAAAUGCCUUCCAUAGUAAAUUCCUAUUACCAGAGCUGGAGAAACGCAUGCAAGAAUGGGAAACUACUCCCAGAAUCGGAGACAUCCUUCAGAAAUUGGCACCAUUCCUUAAGAUGUAUGGAGAAUACGUGAAGGGAUUUGAUAAUGCCAUGGAAUUGGUUAAAAACAUGACAGAACGUGUUCCCCAGUUCAAAUCAGUGAUUGAAGAAAUUCAGAAACAGAAGAUCUGUGGGAGCUUAACUCUGCAGCACCACAUGCUGGAACCUGUUCAGCGGAUUCCUCGGUAUGAGAUGCUCCUUAAGGACUACCUACGGAAACUGCCCUCUGACUCCCUCGACUGGAAUGACGCAAAAAAAUCACUUGAAAUUAUAUCUACAGCAGCAAGCCAUUCUAAUAGUGCAAUAAGAAAAAUGGAGAACCUGAAGAAACUCUUAGAGAUUUACGAAAUGUUGGGAGAAGAAGAAGACAUUGUAAAUCCUUCAAAUGAGCUAAUAAAAGAAGGACAGAUCCUUAAACUCGCUGCUCGGAACACAUCAGCACAAGAACGCUAUCUUUUCUUAUUCAACAACAUGUUGCUAUACUGUGUGCCCAGAUUCAGCUUGGUGGGCUCAAAAUUUACAGUUCGGACCAGGGUUGGCAUUGAAGGGAUGAAAAUUGUGGAGACUCAAAAUGAAGAAUACCCACAUACUUUCCAGGUAUCUGGGAAAGAGCGAACACUGGAACUGCAGGCCAGUUCUGAGCAAGACAAAGAAGAAUGGAUCAAGGCCCUUCAAGAGACUAUUGAUGCUUUUCAUCAAAGGCAUGAAACCUUCAGAAAUGCAAUUGCAAAGGAUAAUGACAUUCAUUCUGAGGUUUCUACUGCUGAACUAGGAAAAAGAGCCCCAAGAUGGAUCCGAGAUAAUGAAGUGACAAUGUGUAUGAAAUGCAAAGAAUCUUUCAAUGCAUUGACACGGAGAAGGCAUCAUUGUCGAGCAUGUGGACACGUGGUUUGUUGGAAGUGUUCUGACUACAAAGCUCAACUUGAGUAUGAUGGUGGAAAAUUGAACAAAGUUUGUAAAGACUGUUAUCAAAUAAUAAGUGGAUUCACAGACAGUGAAGAAAAGAAAAGGAAAGGAAUUUUAGAGAUAGAAUCAGCAGAAGUAUCUGGAAACAGCGUGGUGUGCAGCUUUCUUCAGUACAUGGAGAAGUCAAAACCUUGGCAGAAAGCUUGGUGUGUGAUCCCCAAGCAAGAUCCCCUUGUGCUGUACAUGUAUGGUGCUCCCCAGGACGUCAGAGCCCAGGCUACCAUUCCAACUCUUGGGCUACAUUGUGGAUGACAUGCGAGGAGUGCGGACCUGCCACACAGCUUCAAACUGACCAGUCCAAGUCUGUGCACAGCUUUGCUGCAGAUAGUGAGGAAUUGAAACAGAAGUGGCUGAAAUCAUCUUUUUAGCUGUUACAGGUGAGACACCAGAUGGUCCAGAUGAGCACUAGCCACUUGGACGAUCAUCUGAACCUAAGAGAAAAAUCAGAAUGCUGAACUGCAGACCAGCCACGUGUGGGGGUCUCAGCAAAACAUACAGUUCAAGACAUUCCCAGCUCUCCUUCCUCAUCUCUUAGCACUUUAUGUUGAAAAACAGAGGCUCAUAAAUGCAUCUUUGGGGACUAUUUUCCUUUGUUGGUGAACUCUUAGUAAAAUUAAUGUGCAGAGCCAUUCUCCUGAUAAUGUUUUGAAAUAAUGUGAAAAAUGAAGCAUUUUUUUAUGAGCUAUUCCUUGAAUAUGUACUUUUGUCUUAAAGGAAAUGGUGUCAAUUGAUUGUAUCAUUACUAGGAUAGAAUGGUCACUUUCAUUUAAGAAAUCCUCCAGUGUCUUUUUCACAUGUAAGACUUGUAACAGUUUGAAAGAUAUACCUCCAUGUUGCCAAAAUAGAUCCAUGGUGAAAAAUACAGGGACAGUUUAGGGUAUUGUACUAAUUCAUUUAGUUUACAAAUCUCAAGCUGCAUAAAUGACAUAUAUGUUUGUUUAAAAGAAAAGUAAAAGGACAAAUUUUUGGUGUUCAGACUUUGACUUAUUAAGAAAAGAUAAUACUUGUUUUUGUAGAAAUACUGCUAAGAAUACAAUAUCUAAAGUAUAUAGUAAUUAUCUGUACAUAGUAUUAAAAAUGAAUAUAUAUACUAUACAUGCUUUUCAGCUUUAGGUUCACAUUCAUCUCUAAUUUAUUUUUAAAUAUAAAGCAUGUCUUAUCUUGGAAUUGAGCAGUGUUCUGAACUUCAGAAAUGUUUUUAGUGAUUUAUGUUUAACUGAUGGGCACCUAAGGAUAUUGAUAUUUUUAUAAUAAGAAAAGGCAGUAAUUUAUGUGGCAUGGAAUAUAGUGAAUUCCAACAGUAUUUUUAGAGUACUAUUUUUUUGUUCUGUGCCUAUUUAAAACAGUGCCUCUCUUAGAAGGUGCUAUUAAUACCUAUUUAUAAUACGAGGUUUAGUUAAUAUUUCAGUCUUUAUUCUGAAAUUAAAGUGCAUUUUGGUCACUGGUCAAAGUCAUACGGGUUAUUUUACCUUUUACAAUAAUGGAAUUGUUGCAGUAGUUAGCAUCAGCAUGUAUAAAGAUUUUACCAAAACUUGAACUGUAUAAGACACCUGACCUUACACAAAACAUGUGGAAAUUGCAUUUAUUGUAAUGUUUUCCUUUUUUUCAUAAGGCUGUUAUGCAUGGUUAAAUAAGGACUAUAUUUAACAAACAUUUAAGAUAACUGUGUGAGCCUAUUCCUUUAUCAAAUAUGAAAAUUCACUCAUGAUAACCUUUGUUUGGGGGCAGGAAUUGGAAGAUAGUUAAUAAAGGAAGUUUAUGCUUAACCACCUCACCAGAGAAGAGAGUGGGAAAAACAGUUUUGAGAAAAAAAUAUUUUAAUAACAGCCUUUUAGGAGUAAAGAUAAUUAAAGAAAAUAUGAACUAUUUUUACCCUUUUAUCCUCUGUGGAAUUUUAAUGAUAAAUUGUGAUUCCUUGUCAU
This is a messenger RNA of Castor canadensis (American beaver), 4492 nucleotides long. RefSeq names its product FYVE, RhoGEF and PH domain containing 4 (gene Fgd4). The record is from RefSeq and is a predicted model, not a curated record. Gene Ontology annotation, molecular function: guanyl-nucleotide exchange factor activity; metal ion binding. Gene Ontology annotation, biological process: filopodium assembly; cytoskeleton organization. NCBI's taxonomy places the organism in Eukaryota, Metazoa, Chordata, Mammalia, Rodentia, Castoridae. Gene Ontology annotation, cellular component: cytoplasm.